AUGGCGAGCCAUUUUUUCCUCGUCUUUGGUCUCGUGAUUUUAACCAUCGUUAAUGGAACAUUAGCAGCUGAAUCUGAAAAACCUCAACCUGUUGACAACAAAUCAGCCGCACCGGACAACUCAACAAAGAGCUUGAUAAAUAGUCUUGGUCCGUCUCAAGAUUAUCCGGAUUACGAAAUCCCUAAAGAACUUGCACCCGACGGUAUCGAGGUGGUGGAUGAUUACGUGCCCAUUAGCCCCAGUGGACAAGAUAUUUCUAACCCUCUUGCACAGCCCGAAGCAGAUAUGCAUGUCAAAUCCUCGAAAUCUGGCUCCGCCUCGAGAUCUUAUUCAACCCUUUUGGCUGCUGCUGUCUCUGCGGCGGGAGGAGCCAGCUUAUUUUUCUUUUGA
Messenger RNA from Thlaspi arvense, 390 nucleotides. NCBI's taxonomy places the organism in Eukaryota, Viridiplantae, Streptophyta, Magnoliopsida, Brassicales, Brassicaceae. The record is from the annotation of a GenBank genome assembly.